GAUUCCUCUGUUUGUGUCUGCAACCCUGCCCUGACUAAAAUAGGCCUACCACUGCUUGAAGCUCCCCAAAAACUCCUCUUUCUCCGGUUGGUAACCAGGAGCAGCUUCCUGGCCCUUGACCCGUUGCCAAAACAUUUAAAAGGCGCCGGAGAGCUAAGAAGGGAAGCGGAAUCCGUUUUGGGAGCAGCCUCGGUGGAUUCGACAUGCCUCUCCACAGUAUUUGGCCUCCAUGUUGGACGUUAACCUGCGCCUAAGAGAAAAAGGGGCACAAUGGGCAACGACGACGGCUCUGAAGAAGUGUAUGUUGCCGUCAUUCGCCCAAAGAAUCAAGUCAGCCUGACUUCUAAGGAGUACAGGGCUAAAGCUUAUGAGAUCCUGUUGAAAGAAGUGCCUUUGGAGGGGAAGGAGAAGAAGCGAAAGAAAGUCCUUCUGGUGACAAAGAUUAAGCCAGGAGACAAAUCUAAAUCCAUAUUGGAUUAUGUUGAUGAAACCAUAAAACCAAUUUGUAAUAACCAAAGCUUCAUAGGAAAGCGUGUGGUGCAUAUGAAGAAAUUUAGUCUUGAAGCUGACAAUGAAGGGAAAGAAGCCUCUCUUUUUGUGGUGCCAGUCAGUGUUAGAGAUAACAGCAAAUCCACCCACAACUCCGGGAGCCCCAGCUUUUACUGUUUCCAGGACAUCAUGCGUGUCUGCAGUGAAACCAGUCCUCACUUCUGCUCCAUCACUUCCAAGAUGCUCCUGGCUUUAGAUAAAUGGUUAGCAGAGCAGCACACAGUCCCUCACGCCAUCCCCGCCCUGUUCAGGCCAGCUCCUGUUGAGCGAGUCAAGACCAAUGUGAACAACCCCGCUUACAGCAGCGAGGGUAAGCUGAGUGACGAGGGUCUACACAUGGGGUACACCGCUCUGGAGAUCAAGAGUAAGAUGAUGUCCCUGGAGAAGGCGGAAAUGUGCAUCCUGAAUCCUCUGUUUGGCUCAGAUCUUCAGUACACUAACCGGGUCGAUAAAGUUAUUAUUAACCCUUACUUUGGUCUUGGAGCACCAGACUAUUCCAAGAUCCAAAUCCCUAAGAGGGAUAAAUGGCAGCAUGGCCCAAACUGUGCAGCAGAAGACAAAGAGCACCAGUGGGUGGACGACUUUCCUCUCCACCGAAGCGCCUGUGAGGGAGACACAGACUUGCUUUCUAAGCUACUGGACAGCGGUUUCUCCGUCAAGCAGCUGGACAGUGAUCACUGGUCUCCCAUACAUUACGCCUGCUGGCAUGGCAAAGUGGAAGCAACAAAAAUAUUGCUGGAGAAAGGCAACUGUAAUCCAAACCUGCUGAAUGGCCAGCUCAGCUCCCCUCUUCACUUUGCAGCCAGAGGAGGCCAUGCUGAGAUAGUGAAGCUCCUACUGCAGCACCCUGAGAUCGAUCGGCACAUAGAGGACCAGCAGAAGAGAUCCCCCCUGCAGGUGUGUGAGGAAAACAAACAGAAUGAAUGGGAGGAGACCAUGAAACUUCUGCAGCAAGCUAACAGCAAACCAUAUGAGAAGGUGCGUAUAUACCGCAUGGAUGGCUCCUAUCGCUCUGUGGAGCUGAAGCACGGCAACAACACCACUGUGCAGCAGAUAAUGGAGGGCAUGCGGCUCUCCCAGGAGACCCAGCAGUACUUCACCAUUUGGAUUUGUUCAGAGAACCUCCACCUGCAGCUGAAGCCAUACCACAAGCCUCUGCAGCAUCUCCGUAUUUGGACGGAGAUUGUGACAGACUUAACGGUGUUAGAUCCUCAAAGGGAGACUCCUCAACUCUUUCUUCGCAGGGACGUUCGUCUGCCUCUUGAAAUAGAGAAGAAGGUGGAAGAUCCACUUGCCAUCCUCAUCCUGUUUGAUGAGGCUCGUCAUUGCCUGCUGAAAGGCUACUUUCCUGCUCCGGACAGUAAACUGAUAACUUUGGCCAGCCUCCUCCUGCAGAUCAUCUAUGGAAACUAUGAGAGCAAGAAGCAUAAACAAGGCUUCCUCAAUGAGGAAAACCUGAAAUCAAUAGUGCCAAUCUCAAAGGUGAAAAGCAAGGCAUACCACUGGACCAACAGGAUUCUUCAUGAAUACAAAGCUCUGAGCACCAGUGAGGGAGUGAGCAAAGAAAUGCACCACCUGCAGAGACUCUUUUUACAAAACUGUUGGGACAUCCCAACCUACGGCGCCGCCUUCUUCACUGGCCAGGUCUACACCAAGGCCAGCGCCAGCAACCACAAAGUCAUCAGAGUGUAUGUCGGGGUCAACACAAAGGGACUCCACCUGAUGAACAUGGAGACCAAGGUCCUUCUCAUCAGUUUAGAGUAUGGCACGUUCAUGUGGCAGCUCGGGCAUGCUGACCAGUACUUCCAGAUCCACAGUGGGGACAACAAGAUGAACUUCAUUGUGCACACAAAACAGGCUGGCCUUAUUGUGAAGCUUUUAAUGAAACUAAGUGGACACAUGACUCCAACUGAAAAAGGUCCUACGGAUAAAUAUGCCUACGGCUGAGGACAUUUCAAGAAACUGAAUCUGCCAAAAACCUGCAAACACAUCCCUUACACUGACCAUCCUCACCUGGAUGGAGAGUUCGACUCGCCAGAGUGGCCUUUUUUAUGGACAGCAAUCUAACCUAUCUUGGUGUGUUACGAGUCCAGCAUUUUGAAUCUAUGUAAAUAGUUUUAUUAUU
Cyprinodon variegatus (sheepshead minnow) is the source of this 2674-nucleotide messenger RNA. It is a transcript of the gene krit1, whose product is annotated as KRIT1, ankyrin repeat containing. Gene Ontology annotation, biological process: cell redox homeostasis; regulation of establishment of cell polarity; negative regulation of angiogenesis. Gene Ontology annotation, cellular component: plasma membrane; cytoskeleton. Bases 271 to 2496 code for a protein of 741 amino acids. Gene Ontology annotation, molecular function: protein binding. The record is from RefSeq and is a predicted model, not a curated record. The transcript has 17 exons. Lineage: Eukaryota; Metazoa; Chordata; Actinopteri; Cyprinodontiformes; Cyprinodontidae.